This is a messenger RNA of Panicum hallii, 1922 nucleotides long. Its product is annotated as serine/threonine-protein kinase TNNI3K-like. The record is from RefSeq and is a predicted model, not a curated record. Gene Ontology annotation, molecular function: protein binding. NCBI's taxonomy places the organism in Eukaryota, Viridiplantae, Streptophyta, Magnoliopsida, Poales, Poaceae.
AUGAAACAGUUCCAUUCUCUAUUGUGGUACAGAUGUGGUUUCAACCCAGAAAUCAAGUGUGACUUCAUAACUAACAAUUUAGCUGAGGUGUUCAAUAACUGGAUCAGAGGUAUCAAGGACUUACCAGUUGCUGAACUAGCUAACAAAGUGAGGGAGAUGAUAAUGAUUCUAUGGAGCAAGAGGAGGAGGAUUGUAGAAAGGCUCCCUACAGGAAAGAUUCUUCCUGCUGUAAUGGUUCAGCUUAAGGCAAACACUAGAGGUUUGGGUCAUUUGAAGGUUGUUGAGUCUAGUAGUUGGAGUGCAGAGGUUGUAGACUACAGCAAAGGUGGUGAAAGACACAGACCAAGGAAAUCGGUGGCAAUUUGGCAAAACCACCUCUUGGCGGUGGCAAAAAGCCAAUUCUCUCCAUUCCUCCGGCACCAAAACCCUAGGGGAGCGGCGGCGCUUUCGAUUGCCCAGCACCUCAUCGCCGUGGCGACGCCUCCCCCUCCUCCGUCUCGUGGUGGGCGCCGCCCGCCUCCUAACCCCGUGCCCCUCCGCCCGGAGCAGGAGCUGCUGCUCGAGACGGCGUCCGAGGGCGACCUCCCCCUCUUCAGACGUGUGGCGACGAUGCUGGCCGGCGAGCGGGGCAACGUCACGGAGGCUGUGGAGGCCGUGGCGGAUUGCACCGCGGGCGCACUGCACCUCGCCACCGGCCAAGGGCAACUGGCGGUGUGCAGGUACCUGGUGCAGGACCUUAGGGUGGACAUCAACGCAAUCCACGAUGGAGGUGAAUCACCUCUGGCUUAUGCAAUCAAUAGUGCACAUGUAGACGUGAGAUACCUUCUGGACCAUGGUGCUGAUCCUGACAAAGUUGACGAUAAAGGAUUUACCUCUCUUCAUAUUGCAGCUGAAGAAGGAUAUUGCAAAAUAGUUGAGAUCUUACUUUCUAAAGGGGCUUCUGUUGAUGCAUUAUCUAAUCGUGGUACACCACUACACCUUGCUGCUACCAAUGGGCACCGUAAAACCGUGAAGAUUUUGUUGGACCACAACGCUGAUUGCAAUAAGAUUGUACAUGGUAUCUACACUCCUCUCCUUGUGUCUAUAUAUGCUCCAUCACUAAAAUGUGUGAAGAUACUGCUUAAGACUGGUGCCGAUGUGAAUGGUGUGGGUAAUAUAACCCCCUUAAUAGCUGCUGUAAGUGGUGGCUUAACUGAGUGCAUGAAGUGCUUAUUGAAGGCUGGUGCUGACCCAAAUAUCCCCGAUGAAUUUGGAAGAGUGCCAAUAGAAUUUGCUGCAAUAUGUGGUUCACGAGAAGAUGUUUCGAUACUAUUUCCUUUAACUUCUCGUAUUCCAUCUGUCAAUGAUUGGAGUGUUGAUGGAAUAAUGCUUCAUGCGUGCUUAUUGCCAGGACAAAAGGCAAUGGGCCUUGACAAUGAUGAUGCAACUCUGUACUCAAAUAGGAGUCUCUGUUUUCUCCAAAUUGGUGAUGGAGACAAAGCAUUUGCGGAUGCUUAUACUUGUAGAAUGAACCAUCCAGAUUGGCCAAAGGCCUGGUAUCUGCUGGGGGCAGCUCUAAUGUUACUGAAGGAUUAUGAAAAGGCUUGUGAUGCAUUUCUUGAUGGUUUCAAAAUAGAUCCAGGGAGUGCUGAGCUUGAGAAUGCUCUACGGGAGGCUUUGAAUGCCUUGAGGAUAUCUCGUGGUGCUAAGAAGACUUGAUUGAAGUGCCCGUAGGAGCCUAUGUGCAGCUGCAGGAUUUUCCAAGUUUUGUUAAUAUGAGUUCUUUUCUUGUUGCGUGCCACAUCAAAUGUUCAAAUCAUUCGAUAUUUGGGAGACCGCAUGUGUAAACUUCAGAGAACUAUAGAUGUAUAUGCAAACUUGUUUAAGGAAACUGCAUUUUUUUUGACACUGCUGUCACGAAAUGACACAUACUUUGUUGAUGA